AUGCGGCUACGAUCCGCUCUACUCCUGUCGACGGCCUUAGGGCUAAUGACAACCUUUGUUAUGGCACAAGAGAAGAUAGAAACGGGCUGUGCAAAUGACAUGUUCUUGUGUCCACGUGAGGCUAGCUGUAUACCGUAUGAUUGGGUGGGUGAUGGAGAGAACGACUGUGAGGAUGGUGCUGAUGAGAUCGGUCAGGCACCUAGAAUUAGUGGACCUGUUAAGAAUAAGGUGGGUGUUGUUAGCAUUUACUGAGUCGCAAGAGCCUAUUACUAUAACCAAAAACAUUUCAGAACAAGCCCAUGUCAAGCGACCCCUUCUCAGAAUCCCAUCAACAAGACCAACCACCACCAAAUCAACUGGUCGGUAACCCAGCGGACUGUUCCGCAAACCACAAAGCAGCUAUGACAGCCUGUGUCGAAAACCUGGAUUCCUGGGCCACAGACUUGGCCUUCACCAACUUCUCCCAAGUCUCCAUCUUCAAUGACGAGUUGAGCAUGGCCAAGGUGGAGCAGGGCUGUGCCUUACUCCAAGAAUUCUCCAGCUGCAUGGAUGGACUGCCAGCUAGCUGCGUGCCAGAACAAAAAGAGCUUCAGGACUUCCAGAAGAUUCAGAUGUAUGCUUGCGAGUUGUUGGUUCCUUCGUUAAAGGAGCAUUUGAAUUGUUUUGGCAAAGCCAGAGACCAAAAGUGUGGUGUACCAAGUGCACCAGGUGACAAAAGUGUUAUCUGCCGUUUGGUAUCGUCAGUUCAUGCUGACAUCAACUGUGUAGCUCAAGUACGUCCAGAAGAAUGUGACGAAGUAGCUAUCGAACUGUUCGAGCCAAUGAAACAAGAAACACAACAUGUUCUUGAUGAUCUACAGUGUUCACAAAGCUCUGGUUCACCUUCAUUAACUGACUCUGCUUCAGAUUCUGUUCCACCAAACGUAGCUACAUCUUCAGGACGUCCAAUCGUUGAUCUACCUCUUUCCCGAAGCACCGCUGUAAACCCAGCAACGGCUCAAAUGACAACAAUUGAAGUUCCAACUUCAGAAGAUGUACAAGCAAGAACUACUCAAGAAGUCGAAGCCCAAACUUCAGAACCAUCCACUGGCUCGGCUCCAGUUUCUCAACCAAGCCUUCCAGACGACGGUAAACAAGAAUCCAACGAAAGAAUCGUCAUUGAAGAGCCGUCGAUGAACGAACAGUCGAUGGACGAACAACCAAAACAAGUUCAAGCUGUUCAGCCAACCAGAACAACUACUACAACAUCCAAAUCUGAAAACAAACCAAAAUCCGAAAGCAGCUCAAAGUCUGACGGUAAACCAGCUUCUGAUGCUGAUUCAAAAUCCGAAACCAAAUCAGAAUCGAGAUCAGAAGCCAAGACCACAAAAGCUCCAGUAGCCAAACUAAGCCCAGCCAGCAAACAAGUCCUCGAUUUGUCCAACUCUUUGUUCGCUUUUGGCAAUGUUGACCAAAUUUGUAAUGUCGAGUCCAAGGACGAUGUGUGGGCUCCAGUCAGGAAGCGUAUCUGCCACCGAAAGGAAGAUCUGAUCGUUCAUAGCAACUGCUUCUUGGAGACGGCUUUGAAGGACAAACAAUGUGUCGCUGACAAAGUAAUUGCCAGUUUAUAUGAAAGUAAAACAAAAGCACAGCUAAAACUUUCCAUUUUGACAAAACUUCCUCAAAUUUGGGCUAAAAAUUAUAUUUUUAUUUAUCAAAAAUUUUGUCCGAUACUAGCGGCACGAAGUGUCAAAUUUGAUCCAGCGAUUUUUAUUUAUCUCGAUGUAGCUUGUUCGGUUUAGAGACUAUUUUUGCAUUUAUAAUAGACAAAACCUCAAUCAAACUUAUAUUAAAAUUAAAGCUCAGGCAUCAGGCUAUCUUUCUAUAUAAGUUUUGAGUAGUUUAACACAAAAUAAAACACUUUUUGAACUGAGUGAAACCCUGAAAACUAAAACUUUUUGAACCAAUCCUUUGUCGCAUAGCUUUUAGCACAGAACUGGCCUGGUUAUUGACUUUAUAUACUUAAAAUAAGGCAAUUUCUCUGAAGAAAUUUAUGUUAUCGUCUGUGCAAAUAAUUUUUGAGUUUUAAUACCCUUGAUUCCGAUAUUAUAGUAGGCCAUCACAUCAUUUUAAAGUCAAAAACUUUAAACUAUUAUAAGAAUCGUUUUGUUUUAGAACUUUGCUGUUUUUAUUAGUGUUUAUUUCUGUUAUCUUACAGCUAUAUUAAUUUUACUUAGUUUUUUCUAUACUUUAAUAAAUUUCAUUUUCAGUCAACCAAAUCUUCACCAUGCGCCACUUUGGAAGCUUUCAACAAGAACGUCGACUGCGUUAUCGUGUCUUUGAACGACUUGUGCCCUGUAGAAGCUCAAGACGUUGUAAUUGCCAUUCAGGAGAGCUUGAACGACGAAGCGAUUGACCUGAAGUGUUACGAAGAAAAAGACAAGGUUCAACGAGAAGAGGAGAAGAAGGCCGGCAAAGAGGAAGGCGACGGCUUCAGCUUGUCUCCACAGAACCCACGCUGCAAUGGAGAUCAGGAGAACGCGGCUUUGGUUUGUUUGGUCGAACUUGUGGAGAUCAACAAGAAAUUGAGCGAAUUCCACAGAGUAAACUUCUUACUGGAGGUUUCUGAUGCCAAGAGCAAGUUGAUGAACGAGAUUUGCGACUUGUACUCGAGGUACGACCAAUGUCUGGUGGAUAGUGUGUUCUCGAAGAACGGUGGUCAAAGAUGUUCCUUCAACUCGCCUCUUAACACCUUGGCUAGAAUCGGUCUUUCUCCUAUUUGUACUCCCAAAUAUAGGCAAUUGUUAGUCCAGUCCAGAGACUGUUUGAUGAAAGUGGCUAACGAACCAGGAUCAGCCCAAUGUCAAGCUGGGCUUCAUCAUCUUGGCGACAGUGUGGGACGUAUGAUUCAAGGAAUUCAUGGUGAGGCAUUGUUGUGCAAGUCCUUCUACACUUUGAGGGAUGCAUUCAACUGUGGCGAAGCUUUGGUUCAACGGGAUUGUGACGCAAAGACUGUUGAGGAUUUGAACAAUUUGAAGGAAUUGGUAUGUUAAUUCAAGUUGAAUUAGCUUUUGUGCAAAUUUUUUUAAAUUAGUUAACAAAAUUUAUAAAAUUAGUAUUUUAGGUAACAAAAUCUGUAAAACUAGGAUUUUAGGUAACAAAAGUUAUAAAAUGCAAUUUUAGGUAACAAACUUUGAAAAAGAUAGGAUUUUAGGUAACAAAAUCUAUAAAAGUAACACUUUAAGUAACAAAAUCUAGUAAAAUAGGAUUUUAGGUAACAAAAUUGAAAAAAAUCUUUAAUAAUGGAAAAAAUAAAAAAUUAAUCUGACAAUUGUGAGAAAUUAUAAAAAUCCCAUUUCAGAUGACCUCUCUCGGCCUAGAAGAAGGUUGUCCAGCCCAAGAACCAGCCAACUUGAACGAAAUCAUCAGUCGACCGGUUCAACAACCAGCUCAAGUUCAGCCGAAAACGAGCCCACCUGUCGCUCGACCAAUGACUCCAACUCCAGCAGCUGCUUGUGAAGCUCACGAGCAAGCUCAGUUUGGAGAGUGUGUCAAACCAUUGACUGCUUUCAAGCCUCAUCCAAUCGCUGUUGUUGCUCAACCAAAGGACAUUGCUCAGGCUUGUGAAGCUCACAAGAACUUCUUGGAAUGUAGAAAGAAUUUGCAGGUAUGGGGGUGUUAUGAUUGGUAGGGGAGGGUAGGAUAGGGUAUGGUAGGCCAGAGUACGGUAAAUUAGGGGUGAGGUACGGCAAAGUAGGGUAGGGUAAAGUAGGAUAUAGUGGAAUACGGUAGGGUAAGGUAAAUGAGGGAGGGUAGAGCCUGUCAAAUUAUGGUAGGGUAAAAUAUAAUAAGAUAGGGUACUAUAUAACAUGCCAGGGCUUAAUUAUGCUUAAAUUUAAAUUUUUUCAAAAGUUUUUUUACAUUUUCAAAUUCCAGUGCUUCCCCCUAUGGGCUCGUGGUAUGUCGGCUAUGUUCGACUAUGCCUGCAACGCUGGUGCAGACAAAUACUCUGGAAUCAAGCAAUGUGUUCGUAAGGUUACCACACGUGCUGAUGUCCGAGAAUGUGUGAAUACCUUCUCCAAGUCAGCUCCACAAGAAGCCUGUGUCUCUACCAACCGGCUUCUUGGCUGUGCUUUGCCACCAAUCACUGAAAAGUGCGGGCAUGUGGCCAAGGAGUUUGUCACGGAGUAUGUUCGCAAGUUUGCCAAUACUAUUGAUUCCAAUUGCAAGGUUGGAGAGGAGUUCAAGGAGGAAGGUGAGGGUUGUUUUUGUUUUUUUAAAUUUUUGAAAACAUUAAAUUUUAUGCUUUUUUUGUUUAAAAAUUUUUUUUUUAAUCAAAAUGAGUUUUUAAAAGUUUUGUUAUCUAAAAUUUAAAAAAAUUGAAUUUUUAGGGAUAUUUUUCAAUUUUGUUACCUAAAAUUUAAAAAAAAUUUAAUUUUUAAGGACUUUUUUUGAAUUUAUUACCUAAAAUAUAUUUUUUAUUAAAACUAAAUAGCAUUUGAAGCAUUUUUUUCUAAUUUUGUUACCUAAAAUUUAAAAAAUUUGAAUUUCAGCCGUCCGUGCCAUUUCCACCUUCAACUGCACAGCCAACGAAGACCAGAUUAUUGAGCACUGUUCGGCACCUCUUAAUGACAUUUCCGCUCGUCUUGACGACCUCUUCCACGGUGGUCUUCAGUCCAUUCUCAAGAAUCUUAACAGUCUGGCUCCAGUCUUUGCCCAAGGCUGUAACUUGACGGCCGAAUUCAGAACGUGUGCCAAACCAGUACUGGAACGUGAUGGACCAUGCACAGUAUCGUCUUGUUUGGUUCGUGCUGGCAAUGGAAUUUGCAAUCAGCCGGAUGUUGUUGAGGCUAUUGAUACUAACCUUGGCUGUAUCUUUAAGCAGGUUAAUAAUCCUGAAUUUGGAAAGUGCCUAAGGAACACAAUUGCCACUUUGAAGGAUAUUAAUUUAUCUAAACUGAAGGCUGUUCUGCCAGAGUUUGUCGACUGUGUGGAGCCGAUUGUGGUCGAUAAGUGUGGUAUAGUACCAGUGAACGUGCUGAAAGCUCUUGGAUCAAGAGAAGUUUGUCCAAUCGGAUUCAUCCCAGAGCCAUUGCUUGAAGCUACCCCAGUAUCUACUACUCAAGCUACUUGUACUGAAGAAAAGAAGCAGCAGUUUGCUGGUUGUAUCCAGCCAAUCGUCACCAAGUACCCAUUCAUGCCUAUCAGUCUAGUAGCUAAAGGUAUCAACGGCGAACAAGUCUGUCACGAUGUAGAAACCUAUCAGAAGUGCUACGAGAACAUUGGCGUAUGUCCAGAACCAGCCGAAUCCGCAUCUCUGCGCAAUGUGCUGAGUCAACUCUGCGCAGCACGUACUGUAUUUGAUCAGCAUCGUACUUGUCUGUCUGACAUUGCUGAAGGCCCGAAGGCUAAGGAUUGUUUCAAGGAUUCAGAAUCUUGUGAAUCCAUCAACGCCGGCCUUCAAUGUGUAGCCGAGAGUGUGAACGAACAAUGUGGACCUGAUGCUCUACAGUUCGCCUUCAAUGCUAUGAAUGACAGGAAACGAGAAUGUCGCCUUCAAUUGCCAUCCGUAGCGCUACAGACUGGUUGUAGUGAAGAUCAACUGAUUUCGUAUCUGGAGUGUGAUUCCAUCAUUGAUAACUUCCACUUCCAACCGAUUACUUUUAUUAGGUAAAUUUUGGAAUUUUUUUUAUUUUAGGUAUUAAAAUUUGAUAAAAAUUUUUUUUUGGAUUUUAGGUAUUAAAAUUUAAAAAAAGUUUUUUUUUGAAAAUUAGGUAACAAACAUUUUUUCAGCAACGCCUCCGAAUGGGACGCCUUCUGCAGCAUCGUGGAGACCAAGUAUCGACCAUGUUUGGACAAGUUGUCUUGUCGGUUUGAACCAGUGUCUACUGCUUCUUUGACUUUAUUCGAAAACUUGUGUGAACGUGAAAUCACUCGCCGUGAUCAACGCAAGUUUGCUGAAUGUUUGGCUGAAGUUGCGGAUAGCAGUGAAGGCAAACAGUGCUUGGAGGUUUAUAAGGUAAGUUAGCUUUGAAAUGUUGAUUGUCUUACUGUAGUAUUGUUUGUCUUUCUGUGGUAUGUCAGACUUAACCUAGCGUUGCUUUACCUUAUUCUAUCCUACCCUACUCUACUCAACCUACCCUCGUCUUAUCAACUAAACCUUAAAAUUUCAGAGCGUAGACCUUCUGGCCAAGAAUGCGAACGAACAAGUUUGCUCAUCAGUCAAUGAAAUCCUGAACUGUGCUUCUGGAGCCAUUACGAAAACGUGUGGAGAUGACGCUCUCUUGCACGUCUAUGACAUCCAUGGUACCUGGGUACAAGUAUUCAAUGCCACUUGUGUGUUACAACCAGUCAACUUUGAAGAAAAGACUAAAACCAUCACUUCUAGGCCUGUUAUGAAGGUAAGGAGCUUGUUUUAGGUGGCAAAACAUGAAAAAAUUUUUGAAAUUCAAAAUUUUGAAAUUUAAAAAAAUUUAAAUUUAAUCUUUCAGCCAAAGGUCCCAGAACCAGAGCCAAUCCCAGAGCCAGAACCGGAACCAUCUCAACGGCCUCAUCAUGUUGACAUCCUCGACCAUGACCACCAUCACACUUCACCUCAACCUGAACCCGAGCCCGAACCAACUUCAGCUCCACCAGCUUCAGGCGCAGCGAGAGUUGGUCGUGCUGUUGUUGGACUUUUGGUCAUGUUGGCAGCUGUUUUGUUGGUCUAG
Bursaphelenchus okinawaensis is the source of this 6689-nucleotide messenger RNA. The record is from the annotation of a GenBank genome assembly. NCBI's taxonomy places the organism in Eukaryota, Metazoa, Nematoda, Chromadorea, Rhabditida, Aphelenchoididae.